Messenger RNA from Sesamum indicum (sesame), 1061 nucleotides. NCBI's taxonomy places the organism in Eukaryota, Viridiplantae, Streptophyta, Magnoliopsida, Lamiales, Pedaliaceae. The record is from RefSeq and is a predicted model, not a curated record.
CAUCAUCGCCGUUCUUCUAAGGAUUGAAGAGGUUGCUCAAAGUGAGAGGCAUGGAUGGGCCAAAGUGUUUGGAACGGCAAUGGGUCUUUCAGGGGCUAUGGUUUAUACUUCUCUACAUUCAAGUCAUUAUAAUGAAGUCACUCUUGCAGCCUCUUUUUCCAAGACCCACACUAGAGAAGAAUGGAUCAAGGGCUCUCUCAUCAUGAUUGCUUCCAACUUGACUUGGGCUUUAUGGCUCAUCAUGCAGCUCUCUUUUUACUAAUCACUCCUCCAUAUCCCUCUAAAUUUUUAUUACACUUUGCAUAUGUAAGGGGGUUUUAAUGCAAUUCAUUAUCCUGUAAUAUUAUUAAUGAAUAAAAUAGGCAGGGAUAUAGAUUGCUUCAUUUUAAAAUUGAAACAUCUGUUGUAGUUCUUGACCAAUAAUUUUCUGAAUGAAUAUUUUGUUUUCAGAAUCCAAUUCUGAAAAUUUACCCCGCGAGAUUGCGGCUGACGACUCUACAGUGCAGCUUCUGCUGCCUCACGACAGCAAAUAUGGUGCAAUCGUGGAGAGGAAUAUAGCAUCUUGGAAGCUUGGUUGGAAUGUUGAUCUUUUGGCCAUCGUCUAUUGUGGGGUUGUGGUGACGGGCAUUAGUUACUCGUUGCUAGUUUGGGUUAUAGAGAAAAGAGGGCCGGUUUUUCCGGCAAUGUUCAGCCCAUUACCUCUAAUAAUGACAGCCAUUUUCUCAGCUAUUUUCUUGCACGAAACUCUUCAUUGGGGAAGGUCGGUCGGUCGGUCGGUCGUGUAUUGCUGGUGGGUGGGCUUUAUGCUUUCUUUUGGGGUAAGUACAGAGAGGCCCAACAGAAAUUGGAUGGGCCCAAAGAGGAAGCCCAUUUGGAAUCCAUCGUUACGUCGAAGUCGAACUCACCCAAUCAUGUGCAGGAGAAAGAGACUCACGCGGGGUAAUUAUCAUCAUAAUAAUGAUAGAGGACAUAUUUUUAUUUUGGGAUACUAAUUUACGACAGGUUAAGAAAUCUUUUUAUGGUCAAAUUAUUCUUAUAUAUUUCAAUACAUUAAUGCAAGA